AUGCUUUCGAUCCACGAGCUCAACAAAUCCUGCGGCGUCAAUCUUGCCGCCCAAGCCAAAGCUCGGAAGCAAGCCGGCGAGGCCAUGUUCGGGCCGCUUGAUGCCGAAACCUGGGCGCCAUUGAAGGCCUCGGCCAAGGCAGCCGUGCACACCUCGCUCUUCGCUGACGUCGCGCUAGAACUUAGUGGCGGCUUCAAGCAUCCGACAGCUUUCACCUUGAGCUCACCUUCAUGCGCCAACCCAUGGGCCAUGCUCGAGACACUCUUGGCACGGUACCUGGGCCGGUUUCUGAAGGGCUUCUCGCCUGAACAGAUCUCCGCGCGGUUGCUGUCUGGGUCCGUGAGACUCAAGGAGAUAGAGCUCGACUUGGAGGCCAUCCAUGAGCUGCUGGUCGCGCAGCUGCCCGCCACCCUGGAGCUCCGGAGGGUGAGGUGCGAGGCCAUCUACCUCAAAGUCCCGUGGAAGCGGCUCCGGCGGAAGCCCGUGUUUGUGGAGCUAUCUGACGUCUGCGUUGAGGUGAAGGUGCAUAGCGCCACUCCGGAGCUGCUGGAAGCCCAGGCAGAGCGACAAGCCAAAAGCUUACCGGAGAAGAGCGAGCUGGCUGUUGGAGAGGAGGACGACGAGGAGGAUCUGCGAAAGAGCGUUGAGUCGCAGCUGAAGGUGGGCCUAAAAGAGGUGAUCGGGGAUGGCGUUCAGGUCGUUGUGAACGGCCUGCAGCUGCGCCUGUGGCCCUCACAUUCCGAGGACGAGACGCCGUCGUCUUUGCCGCUGCUCUCGCUGCAGUUGGAGGCCUUCCAGACCUUCCCUUGUACCAGCGCUGGGGAGAAGAUCGACUGUCCGCAGGACGUGCAUGAGUUCUGCGAUCCCUGUGCCAGACUGUUUCGCAUGGUCUCGGUGCGAGGUCUUCGAAUCGAAGCGCUAAGCCGCCACGGCGCGCGAGGCGCUGUGGUGGUUCAUGAUGAUUCUGGAGGUGAUCUCCGUGUGUGUAUUGAGCAAAGGCGAUGGUGUGGCUUCAUCCCGCAGCACCGCUCAAGACGUGUUUGCCCUUUCAGUAGCGAGAUGACCAUCUCGGUGAAGCUAACGCAUCUGUCACUGGCCGUCCCAGAGGCACCGCUGCUGGCAGUAUGCUCCGCUGUGAUCGACUUGAUAAAAGGCAUUCCCAAAGCAGCGGCAGUGGAGGUGCCUGCAGAUCUUUCACAAGUUGUGGCAGCUUCGACCAUGUGGUCCGAGCCGGCACCGGGGCGUUCUGGAGCCGAAGGCUUGGCCUGGCGAGAGCAGCUGGUGAGCAGACGACUGGUCAGCUUGGUCACCUUGGAGCUCACACUGACGCAGUGCGAGGCCACAUUGAUCCCCGAAGGCUCAGCGAAUGCACUUCAAGUGCAGGCAGAAGAUUUUCUGUUCGCGUUGGACAUGGUGAACUCCCUGGAUGCUUUCCGGCUGCGCUGUUUGGACGAGCUGAACCUGCGAGAUGCCGGCAGCACAGGAGGCGAUUCCAAGCAAUUUUGCCUUCAACGUAUCUUCGGCAUCACACUUGGCGCUGCUGCAGCGACGUGGGGCAGCACUCAACAAGGCCCGGAGGGGGAGCGCCAGGAGAGCCGACUUCUAUCCUUGGGCCCAGUGGCCGGUCCAUGCCUGAACUUUCGAUGGAAGGAUACGCCAGCCUUGGGUGCUGCUGACGAGAGCCGACAGCCAAUUGAGGGCUGCAUCCGUACUGUGCGGCUUCUCCUAGACAUCGAUGCCGUCAACGCUGUAGUCGAGACGGUGAUGAAGGUCGUCCAGCCCUUCACAGAGAUCCUGGAGCCGCCGCCCUUUGCCUCCAGCUGGUGCCGGGUGCAGCUCCACGACCUUACCGUCGACCUGGCCCCAGUACAGGAGUUCCCCUUCCCUUCGAAACUGAACCUGCCGUCGCUGCUGUUGACCAGCCUCUCGGGCUUGGGUGAGCUCUUCACCGCCCUCGAGACCCUGCCCUCCAGGCAUGUUUGGAGUGGCCGCCGCCGCGAGGGGGGAGGAGCUGGCUCUGAGCCACAGCAGGGUGAGCGAGCUGCCGACAGAAACUUCGACUCCAUGCACUUGGGCAUCCCCGUGCGCAGCACGCAGCGUCCCGGAGCAUGGGCAGCGAGGCAAGCUCACAAUGGAGACUACGUUCCUGUUGACUACGACGAGCUCGUGGAGAUGCUCCGAGCACACAUCUCUGCGCGUGCACUGGAGACUGUGCUGGAUGCCGCACAGCACGAGCUGGCGGAGGAGAAAGCAGGAGGAACCGGCGAUGCUGCUGAGGCUGCGCUUAGCCAGUCGCCCACAGCUUCUCCCAGAACCUUGGCCUCGAUGGUAACGUCAAGGGUGACAGGUUUUUGA
Messenger RNA from Symbiodinium sp. CCMP2592, 2355 nucleotides. Lineage: Eukaryota; Dinophyceae; Suessiales; Symbiodiniaceae. The record is from the annotation of a GenBank genome assembly.